Messenger RNA from Diachasmimorpha longicaudata, 1727 nucleotides. Its product is annotated as protein YIPF6. The record is from RefSeq and is a predicted model, not a curated record. NCBI's taxonomy places the organism in Eukaryota, Metazoa, Arthropoda, Insecta, Hymenoptera, Braconidae. Gene Ontology annotation, biological process: endoplasmic reticulum to Golgi vesicle-mediated transport. Gene Ontology annotation, cellular component: trans-Golgi network; membrane. The transcript has 8 exons. Bases 211 to 921 code for a protein of 236 amino acids.
CACAAUGGAACUGUCAAAAUGACGAUGAUAAUUCGCUCCAAAAAUCGUCGACAAACUCCAAAAUAACGAGCAAGAUCGACGGGAUCAUUAGUACACAAAGUCGAGAUAAUCCCUUGGACAUUAUUAGUGAUCUAAUUGAAAGUAGAACGAGGUUUUUAGUUAAUUAGUCGAUUUAUUCUCUGUCGACGUGGGGAGGACUGAAUUGAAGGGAUGGAUCCCAUGUCGUCGAGUGUUCCGCCCCUGCAGGAGGCUAAGCUAGAUAUGUAUGAUGAUGCCAUUUAUAACGUGGACCCCCAACACGUUGAGGGGGACAUGACUGUGGAGAGUACAAGACGUAGAGCCAAUAUUGGAGAGCCCGACUUCAACACAUUGGACGAACCAAUUCGUGAUACAAUCCUCAGGGAUGUUCGAGCUGUCGGACAGAAAUUUUUUCACGUCAUAUAUCCAAAGGAGAAAGGCAGUUUGCUAAAAGAAUGGGAUCUGUGGGGACCUUUGGUACUCUGUACCUUCAUGGCAAUGAUCCUUCAAGGAUCGGAGGCUCGUGAUAGCGCCAACGAUGGAGGUCCUCAAUUCGCUGAGGUGUUUGUACUCGUGUGGAUUGGCUCCAUGGUCGUAACUCUUAAUUCUAAACUACUAGGAGGAAAUAUUUCAUUUUUCCAAAGUGUCUGUGUACUUGGUUAUUGCCUUCUGCCAAUUGCGAUUGCGUUAAUAUUAUGCCGGAUUAUUCUGCUGAUGGACCAGAAUGUUUACCUGUUCAUUCUCCGAUUUAUCAUCGCAGUGAUAGGGUUUGCCUGGGCAACUUACGCAUCAAUGGCCUUUCUUGGAGACAGUCAGCCAGCAGGCAGAAAAGUCCUGGCGGUCUACCCAAUAUUCCUCUUCUACUUCGUAAUGUCGUGGCUCGUGAUAUCCCACACAACAUGAAAGUAACUACACAAACUCUUGAGCUACAAACAUAAUUUGAAAAUUGCACAAUUCUGAAUGAAAACCCACAGAAAUCUCAAAACGUUUGAAUGGCAACGCUGAUGCCAUUUAUCUUUCAUAGGAAAAUCCACUGGGUUGAUUUAUUUUCUUCCUACUGACGAGGAUAUUAUUUAUAGGGUAAAACAGCAUUCCAGUAUUCGUCAAUUAGAUAAUCUAUCCAGUACCAAUUUUUACGGGAAAUGCAUUUUUUUUCAUUAUUAAUUAGGUAAUUUUGUUUGCUCUUGGCUCCGAUUGAUUUACUUCAUUUUCCUGAUCUCUGUGCUAAAUAUUUCCGCAGUUGUCCACAUUCUUAAUCGCGAUGUUGAUGGGAAUAAACUAUCGCAUAUUGAAUAACUACAAUCAUGAAGCUGGUGAAAUUUCACGUUUUCUUUGCGAAUUCCGCGGGUAUCUCGAGAAUCAGUCGUUUUAGGUGAAAAUAUCACAAGAAUUUUUUAUGUUGCCGUUCAAAUUCUCCAUAUAAAAUGUCUUAUGAUCUUUUCCCAUAGAAUCCCUCAGUGAGGAGCUAAUCGCAUGAAUUAAGUUUAAUGUAAUGAAAGAAAUCAUGUUAUUUUAUGAAUUAAUUGCCCAGUUUUUCAGCUACGCGAAUGGGGUUUUCUGGUUAACUGAAUUUUUACUGAAUUUACGAUGUGUAUUUGAUGUUUGGUAUUCAUGUACAUUGUAUAUAAUAAUUAUAAUGAUGUAUUAUAAUGAGGAUAUUAAAUACGUUGAUGACGUAUUAAAUACGAAUAAAUUAAGAGUGAAAAAAA